CGUACACACGCUCUACGACACACACAAACAUGGCGGCCUCUAUUGCACCGCUACGCUCCUCCUUCAGGAUUUGUAGCCCGUUUAGGUUACACCAUCACUGCUGCCGGGCUAAACUGCGGAUGCACAGAAAAUGCGAGAAUCAAAGGAGACAGCUUCACCAGUCGGUGACGAGGCACACCGCUGUGGUGAUUUCGGGAACAGAGUUGGCUCGUCAGCUCCACAGAGAAAUCCAGCGUGAUGUGGAAGAGCUGGUAGCUCAGGGCAACAUGAGACCCCACCUAGGAGUUGUCUUGGUGGGGGACGACCCAGCCAGUCGUACUUAUGUUAGGAACAAGACCCGGGCAGCUAGCAUCCUGGGUAUUUCCAGUGACACAGUGGUGCGGCGUAGCUCGGUCUCCCAGGAGGAGUUGCUGGAGUUGAUUGACAAGAUGAACCGUGACUGGAGGGUCAGCGGAUUGUUGGUGCAGCUGCCACUUCCCGAGCACAUCAAUGAGCGAGCAGUAUGUAAUGCCAUCGCUCCAGAGAAGGAUGUGGACGGCUUCCAUAUUGUGAAUAUCGGUAAGCUGUGUCUAGACCAGAGAUCCAUGGUGCCUGCCACACCUGCAGCUGUCUGGGAGAUCAUCAAAAGAGCAGGUAUUGAGACGGUGGGGAAGAAUGUGCUGGUCGCUGGUCGCUCCAAAAAUGUUGGAAUGCCCAUCGCAAUGUUGCUGCACACUGAUCGCAAGCAUGAACGCCCCGGAGGUGAUGCCACAGUGACCAUUGCCCACAGAUGUACACCCAAAGAACAGCUGAAGGAGCUAACCAGCCUGGCUGACAUAAUCAUUGCAGCUGCAGGUGUUCCUGGGCUGAUCACAGCAGAUAUGGUGAAAGAGGGGGCAGCCGUCAUCGACGUGGGCAUAAACCGCAUCCAGGACCCAAACACAGGGAAACUCCGGCUCAUCGGGGACGUGGACUUUGAGGGAGUGAAGGAGAAGGCAGGUUUCAUCACACCUGUUCCCGGAGGCGUGGGUCCGAUGACCGUUGCAAUGCUGAUGAAGAACACUGUGACCGCUGCCAGAAAUGCACUCAUGCAUUAAACACACUCCUUGAAUGAUAUACAGUACAAACAGUGUAUGCAUACACACAUAUAUACAUCAGUUCAUUUAGGUUUACACACACUUUACCAAACAUCGAAGAUACUUUCAUUUAAAAAUCCAUGAGCUCAAGACUCCAUACCUGCUGGGAAACUUACUUGAUAUGAUACUUUGUCUAUAUUUUUUGAUUUGUUCAUUUAUUUAUUUAAGUUAUUUAUUUCAGAGUUCACUUUUUAAAAAUUUAGAUUAAUAUUUUUUCUACUGAAGUUGUUUUGGUUCUUUUUUUGAACAUUCCAGAUUCACUGGAAAAUGAUGAUUAAAUACAAAUCAAUGCUGUGCCAGUA
This is a messenger RNA of Perca fluviatilis (European perch), 1417 nucleotides long. RefSeq names its product methylenetetrahydrofolate dehydrogenase (NADP+ dependent) 2 like (gene mthfd2l). The transcript is spliced from 8 exons. Gene Ontology annotation, biological process: tetrahydrofolate interconversion. Gene Ontology annotation, molecular function: methylenetetrahydrofolate dehydrogenase (NADP+) activity; methylenetetrahydrofolate dehydrogenase (NAD+) activity; methenyltetrahydrofolate cyclohydrolase activity. The record is from RefSeq and is a predicted model, not a curated record. Bases 30 to 1076 code for a protein of 348 amino acids. NCBI's taxonomy places the organism in Eukaryota, Metazoa, Chordata, Actinopteri, Perciformes, Percidae. Gene Ontology annotation, cellular component: mitochondrion.